Molecule: messenger RNA, 453 nt
Organism: Dracunculus medinensis (Guinea worm)
Lineage: Eukaryota; Metazoa; Nematoda; Chromadorea; Rhabditida; Dracunculidae
Source: the annotation of a GenBank genome assembly
AUGGCGAAGAAUAUGAGUAAUACGGAUUACCGGAAAUUGGAUGUAGAUGCGUUCGAUCCGGAACGAUAUCACGAUCUUGACGAUGGUGAAGAAUCGGCUGGUCCUGAUGAACGUUUAGUUUCGCAGUUAUUGCAAACAUCUAAGCUAAAUGAAGCUCUUAAAGCUGCUCUCAUGAAUCCACCAUUAAAAACGAAAAAUCAAAUUGUAAAAAAUCGGGCGACAGCACUCGUCACACGAGUCCUUACUAGUUUUAAAACAGCUGAUAUGGAAAGUACAGUGCAAAAUUUGACAAAUGAUGAGGUCGAUCUUUUAAUGAAAUAUGUUUAUAAAGCUAUGGAUAUUCUCGCCGAUAAUUCCACUUGUCAAUAUUUGCUUGCUUGGCAUGCGCAGUUAUUGGCGCGAGGCGGUUAUGGAUCAAUUGUUCGCGUAUUAUGCGAUCGUCAGAGGCUCUAA